UCUUGUGCUCCACUGUAUUUCUGGAUCCAUGUUGGGGGAGCACAUGCCACUUGGAAAUUUUCUGAGGAACACUAACAAGCUUCCAGCUUGUGAAGCUUUGUAUUGUGAUGAUUGACACUGGAAAAGCCUUUUGUGCUGCAAAUAAACAGUUUAUGAAUGGGAUUCGAGACCUGGCACAAUAUUCUAGUAAUGAUGCUGUAGUUGAGACAAGUUUGACCAAGUUUUCUGACAGCCUUCAAGAAAUGAUAAAUUUUCAUACAAUCCUAUUUGACCAAACUCAGAGAUCAAUUAAGGCACAGCUUCAGAACUUUGUUAAAGAAGAUCUUAGAAAAUUCAAAGAUGCCAAGAAGCAAUUUGAAAAAGUCAGUGAAGAGAAAGAAAAUGCACUAGUAAAAAAUGCUCAAGUACAGAGAAACAAACAGCACGAAGUUGAAGAAGCCACAAACAUUCUGACAGCAACAAGAAAAUGUUUUCGACACAUAGCCCUUGACUACGUUCUUCAGAUUAAUGUCCUUCAAUCAAAAAGGAGAUCAGAAAUCCUAAAAUCAAUGUUAUCCUUUAUGUAUGCCCACUUGGCCUUCUUUCAUCAAGGAUAUGAUCUAUUUAGUGAACUUGGGCCCUACAUGAAGGACCUUGGUGCACAGUUGGAUCGACUGGUUGUGGAUGCAGCAAAAGAGAAAAGAGAGAUGGAGCAAAAACAUUCCACCAUUCAACAAAAGGAUUUCUCCAGUGAUGAUUCUAAGUUAGAAUAUAAUGUAGAUGCUGCAAAUGGCAUUGUUAUGGAAGGAUAUCUGUUCAAACGAGCCAGCAAUGCCUUCAAAACUUGGAACAGGAAAAAGCCCGAUCAUAUCAGACGCUGGUUUUCAAUACAGAACAAUCAGUUGGUUUACCAGAAAAAGUUUAAGGAUAACCCCACUGUGGUAGUGGAAGAUCUAAGGCUUUGCACAGUGAAACAUUGUGAAGACAUAGAACGGCGAUUCUGCUUUGAGGUGGUCUCUCCAACCAAAAGUUGUAUGCUUCAGGCAGAUUCUGAAAAGCUGCGCCAGGCAUGGAUUAAGGCUGUUCAGACCAGUAUUGCUACUGCUUAUAGAGAGAAGGGUGAUGAAUCAGAGAAGCUGGAUAAGAAAUCAUCUCCAUCCACAGGAAGCCUGGAUUCUGGAAAUGAGUCAAAAGAUAAAUUAUUGAAAGGGGAAAGCGCACUGCAGCGAGUCCAGUGUAUCCCUGGCAAUGCCAGCUGCUGUGACUGUGGCCUGGCAGACCCACGGUGGGCCAGCAUCAACCUGGGCAUCACCCUGUGUAUCGAGUGUUCUGGAAUUCACCGGAGUCUUGGAGUUCAUUUUUCAAAAGUACGUUCUUUAACUUUAGACACGUGGGAGCCUGAACUUUUAAAGCUUAUGUGUGAGUUGGGCAAUGAUGUUAUAAAUCGAGUUUAUGAGGCUAAAGUAGAAAAAAUGGGAAUAAAGAAACCACAACCAGGACAAAGACAGGAGAAAGAGGCAUAUAUCAAAGCAAAAUAUGUGGAGAGGAAAUUUGUGGAUAAAUGUUCUAUAUCAUCAUCACCUCCUGAGCAGGAAAAAAAGAUGAUCUCCAAAAGUUGUGAAGAAAAGAGGCUAAGCAUUCCUAAAUUUGGGCCAGGUGACCAAGUUAGAGCAUCUCCCCAAAGUUCAGUGGUUGCUGUAAAUAGCGACGAGGCCAGGCGGGAGUCUCUGUUCUGUCCUGAUGAGCUAGAUUCACUCUUCUCCUACUUUGAUACUUCUUCAAAACUACGUAGUAUCAAAAGUAAUGACAGUGGAAUCCAGCAGAGCUCUGAUGAUGGAAGAGAAUCUUUACCCUCUACAGUGUCAGCCAAUAGUUUAUAUGAGCCUGAGGGAGAAAGGCAAGAUUCUUCUGUGUUUCUUGACUCUCAACAUCUUAAUCCAGGACUCCAGCUUUAUAGGGCUUCAUAUGAAAAAAAUCUUCCUAAAAUGGCUGAGGCUUUGGCUCAUGGUGCAGAUGUGAACUGGGCUAAUUCAGAGGAAAACAAAGCAACACCACUUAUUCAGGCUGUAUUAGGGGGCUCUUUGGUGACGUGCGAGUUUCUCCUACAGAAUGGUGCUAAUGUAAACCAAAGAGAUGUACAAGGGCGGGGACCACUGCACCAUGCCACUGUCUUGGGGCACACCGGGCAGGUAUGUUUAUUCCUAAAACGAGGUGCCAAUCAACAUGCCACUGAUGAAGAAGGGAAAGACCCGUUAACUAUAGCUGUGGAAGCAGCCAAUGCUGAUAUAGUGACCUUGUUACGUUUAGCAAGAAUGAAUGAAGAGAUGCGGGAGUCAGAAGGACUUUAUGGACAGCCAGGUGAUGAAACUUAUCAGGACAUUUUUCGUGAUUUUUCUCAGAUGGCAUCCAAUAAUCCAGAAAAACUAAAUCGUUUCCAGCAAGAUUCACAGAAAUUCUGAUUUUUUUUUUUUUUU
Myotis myotis is the source of this 2453-nucleotide messenger RNA. RefSeq names its product ArfGAP with coiled-coil, ankyrin repeat and PH domains 2 (gene ACAP2). Gene Ontology annotation, cellular component: cytoplasm; endosome membrane. Gene Ontology annotation, molecular function: protein binding; GTPase activator activity. The transcript has 24 exons. Bases 108 to 2438 code for a protein of 776 amino acids. NCBI's taxonomy places the organism in Eukaryota, Metazoa, Chordata, Mammalia, Chiroptera, Vespertilionidae. The record is from RefSeq and is a predicted model, not a curated record.